Messenger RNA from Trichomonas vaginalis G3, 498 nucleotides. RefSeq names its product ubiquitin-like family. Lineage: Eukaryota; Parabasalia; Trichomonadida; Trichomonadidae. The transcript has a single exon. The coding region runs from base 1 to 498 and encodes 165 amino acids. The record is from RefSeq and is a predicted model, not a curated record.
AUGGAGUUAUAUAUACACACAGAAGAUAACCAAAUCAUCAGCUUGCCAUUUUCACAAGAAGACACACUACAGAUGAUAGAAGAAAGACUUAAAAAACCAACACCUUUAGAGUUCUGCUGCGAUAAUCGUAUUUUAGCCAAAACAAUCAGUUUGUCAACAUAUCAGAUCUCAAAUGGAGCACAUAUCUAUGCUGUUAGUCGAACUCGACUUUGCCGUCAUCAAUAUCUCAUACAGCAAUUUGAGAUGCAAAAAAUGGCGUCUGAUAAGAGAGUCAAUUCGAUCAAAUUAGAAUCGGAAAGGCUUAAAGAUGUUCUGUUUAAGAAGGUUGAAGGCACAUCAAGGUAUUAUCGCAAAGUUUUAAAGCGAUAUCAUAACAUUUCAAAACCAAAACAGAUAUAUGACUUUGAAGACACACCAUUAUUUGAACCAGAUGCACCCGAGCAUAUCAGUUCAGCUCCGCUUCCAAGAUUUUGGACAAAUGAAGAUAAUGACAAUUAA